UUGCAGCAGAGCCAUGUGAACUCUGUCCGGAGGGGUGAAAGAAGGGAUAUAAUGGAAGGUAUUACUUCAUUUCCACUGAGCCGAAAUCCUGGGAACGAGUCCUGUUCCAAACUCGGGGCUCAUCUUGCUGUGAUUGAGGGCAGGGAGGAAUUGAAGACCAUGGACAGUGCUACAAGAAGAGGCUUCUAUUACUGGAUUGGACUGAGUAGAAAAGGGGGAGACUGCAAAUGGCGUUGGGUUGAUAACACUCAGCUUGAUGAGAAGAAGAUUUCAGUUAGAAAUGCAGAAAACGAACUCCAGAAUUGUGCAUUUGUGCAGUAGGAGUCAGUAUAUUCAAGGGAAUGUAACUCAACUUUGCAGUGGAUCUGUGACCAGGAUGCUGUGCGCUUGAGUGGAUCCACAGACUCUUCACUUCAGGAACAAAGAAGAUCUUAUUACAUAGCACUAAUAAAAAAGUGAAUUAAUUACACAAACGCAUCGUAUAUACAUGGAUACUAUAUAGGUAUAUUGUAGGUUUGUAUUCAAAAGUAUUUUUAGGACAUUGCAAAAAUAAAUCUAUCCUGUUCCUUAGUGCAAAUGACAAAGAGGCUGUUUACCAGAAGUUAAUUGUAUCUUUUUUAUGUUUUAUAUUUCUCAUACCAUUUUCCCAAAACAGUAUUAUCAUAUUGGUAGUGUGCAUUUCAUUUAAUUGUUCUAAUAAUGAAGCUGACCUAUUUUUA
Acipenser ruthenus (sterlet) is the source of this 719-nucleotide messenger RNA. Its product is annotated as C-type lectin domain family 7 member A-like. The transcript has 3 exons. NCBI's taxonomy places the organism in Eukaryota, Metazoa, Chordata, Actinopteri, Acipenseriformes, Acipenseridae. Bases 52 to 321 code for a protein of 89 amino acids. The record is from RefSeq and is a predicted model, not a curated record.